CCUCCAGCUAUUCUGCCAACCAUGUCUACGCCUAUCGCGCUGCUAUCCGUCUACGAUAAGACUGGCCUCCUCGACUUGGCUCAGGGCCUGCACACUGCGGGCGUCCGUCUGUUGGGAUCUGGGGGGACAGCAAAGAAAAUCAGGGAUGCGGGCAUUCCCAUCGAAGAUGUUUCCGACAUUACGAAGGCCCCGGAAAUGCUCGGAGGCCGCGUGAAGACCUUGCAUCCCGCGGUGCACGGUGGCAUUCUCGCACGAUCCAUCCCCUCUGACGAAGCCGAUCUCAAGGCGCAGUCAAUCUCUCCCAUAUCUAUCGUCGUCUGCAACCUUUACCCCUUCACAUCCACCAUCGCACAGCCCAACUGCACACUUGCCGACGCUGUCGAGGAGAUCGACAUCGGCGGUGUGACCCUCCUCCGCGCUGCUGCAAAGAACCAUGCACGUGUGUCAGUUCUGUCCGAUCCCGCUGACUAUGUGGAGUUCGUCGAGGCCUGGGGCGCCGGCAAGGGCGAUAUUGGCCAGGCAAUGCGCAGCAAGCUCGCAUUGAAGGCCUUCGAAAUGACCGCAAAGUACGACGAUGCCAUUAGCGGCUACUUCAGGGAACAGUAUGCUAGCUCGGAGCUGUCACCCGAGAAGUUAGUUGGGCCGGUGCAGCGCAUGGCACUGAGGUAUGGUGCGAACCCCCAUCAAAAGCCUGCGCAAGCGUACGUAACAGAGCGAGAGCUGCCGUUCAAGGCACUCUGCGGCUCCCCUGGUUACAUUAACCUCCUCGACGCACUUAACUCGUACGCGCUCGUGAAGGAACUCCAGGACGCGCUCAAUCUACCCGCAGCGGCAUCCUUCAAGCAUGUGUCUCCUGCUGGCGCCGCAGUAGGCGUCGAGCUCAGCGAGACUGAGAAGAAGGUCUACGGCGUGGAUGAUCUCAAGGAGCCCCUAACGCCUUUGGCGUCCGCCUAUGCGCGUGCUCGAGGUGCUGACCGCAUGUCCUCCUUCGGCGACUUCAUCGCUCUUUCCGCACCAUGCGACCUUGCCACUGCUCGUAUCAUUUCUCGUGAGGUAUCUGACGGCAUCGUCGCACCUGGCUACUCCCCCGAGGCGCUCGAUGUCCUCUCCAAGAAAAAGGGCGGAAAGUACUGUGUUAUCCAGAUUGACCCGUCCUACGUUCCAGCAGAAGUUGAGACGCGGCAGGUGUACGGGAUCCACAUGCAACAGAGGCGCAACGAUGCCAAGGUUAGCCCCGAGCUCUUCUCUAACCUUGUCACUCAGAACAAGGAACUCCCGUCUGAAGCCCAAACGGAUCUGAUCGUUGCAACGCUAGCGCUGAAGUACACACAAUCCAACAGCGUUUCCUAUGCGUACCAUGGCGCUAUCAUUGGCAUCGGCGCCGGACAGCAAUCCCGCAUUCACUGCACGCGUCUCGCAGGCACGAAGGCUGACCUGUGGUGGCUCCGACACCACCCGCGUGUCCUCGCACUCCCAUUCAAGAAGGGCGUGAAGCGCGCGGAGAAGGCUAACGCAAUAGACCUGUUUGUCUCGGGCGAAGUGUUCGAGAGCGGUGGCAGGGAGAAGGAGCAGUGGGAGGCGCAGUUCGAGGAGGUGCCCGCGCCACUUACCGCUGAGGAGAAGAAAGAGUGGACGGGAAAGCUGGAUGGCGUGGCGUGCAGCAGCGACGCGUUCUUCCCCUUCCCGGACAACGUAUAUCGCGCGAGGAGGAGCGGCGUGAAGUACUUGGCGGCGCCGAGUGGCAGUGUUAUGGAUGAGGAGUGCGUGAAGGCAGCGGAUGAGCAUGGAAUGGUAUUUGCGCACACGAACCUGCGGCUUUUCCAUCACUGAGAGGUAAGGCACUGCGCAUGAAAGGAAAUAGCAGUAU
This is a messenger RNA of Fomitopsis serialis, 1867 nucleotides long. RefSeq names its product bifunctional purine biosynthesis protein ade10. The coding region runs from base 22 to 1830 and encodes 602 amino acids. Lineage: Eukaryota; Fungi; Basidiomycota; Agaricomycetes; Polyporales; Fomitopsidaceae. Gene Ontology annotation, cellular component: cytosol. Gene Ontology annotation, biological process: 'de novo' IMP biosynthetic process. The record is from RefSeq and is a predicted model, not a curated record. Gene Ontology annotation, molecular function: phosphoribosylaminoimidazolecarboxamide formyltransferase activity; IMP cyclohydrolase activity. The transcript is spliced from 8 exons.